GUCUGAAAGAUGACGGGGGAGCUGGCAGCACAUGUUCUGGGCCAUCUCUCAUGGCUUUGUCUUAUCAUCAUAAUGAGCUGUUGGUAUUGCAUAUUUCUCCAAAUUAUCUGUCCACAAUUAUUAGAGAGAUGUUCUUACAAGUUGGAGUGACGAUGAAGCAGUCAAAUAAUCUUAAUUAUUUGGAGAGAGACAAUUGAAUAGUGUAGGUCCAGCUGCUCAGGGUUUAAAUUGGAAGGAAUGUGGGAGGGUUUUGCAGCUCAGAGCUCUCUGUGAGUUUUUAAUUCCCAAAUUCAUUAUUGUCGUUGUGGAGGCGUCUUCGCAAACGCCUUCUGUAAACGAUCCUCGUCCUCAUUCUUAUUCUCAUUCCCAUUCUCAUUCUCAUUCUCAUUCUCUUUCUCUGCAAAAAUGAGGGAAUGCAUCUCAGUCCACAUUGGGCAAGCGGGUAUUCAGGUGGGCAACGCCUGUUGGGAGCUCUAUUGCCUCGAGCAUGGCAUCCAUGCUGAUGGUCAGAUGCCGGGCGAUAAGACUGUGGGAGGCGGCGACGACGCUUUCAACACUUUUUUCAGUGAGACCGGAGCUGGAAAGCAUGUCCCGCGGGCAAUUUUCGUAGAUCUGGAGCCCACUGUCAUCGACGAGGUUAGAACCGGUACCUACCGCCAGCUCUUUCAUCCCGAGCAACUCAUCAGCGGCAAAGAGGACGCAGCUAACAACUUUGCCCGUGGUCAUUACACCAUUGGGAAAGAAAUAGUGGACCUGUGCCUGGACCGCAUCAGGAAGCUGGCGGACAACUGCACAGGGUUGCAGGGGUUUCUGGUGUUCAAUGCAGUCGGGGGAGGCACUGGUUCUGGCCUCGGAUCUCUUCUGUUGGAGCGCCUCUCUGUGGAUUAUGGAAAGAAAUCCAAGCUGGGGUUCAGCGUAUAUCCAUCCCCUCAAAUUUCUACAUCUGUGGUGGAACCCUACAAUAGUGUGCUUUCCUCGCACUCGCUGUUGGAGCACACAGAUGUUGCAGUGCUGCUCGAUAAUGAGGCCAUCUAUGACAUUUGCCGCCGCUCCCUCGACAUUGACCGCCCUACCUACACCAAUCUCAACAGGCUUGUUUCUCAGGUGAUAUCAUCCCUGACUGCAUCUCUCCGAUUCGAGGGGGCACUGAACGUGGACGUGACAGAAUUCCAGACGAACCUGGUGCCAUACCCACGUAUCCACUUCAUGUUAUCAUCCUACGCACCAGUUAUCUCAGCCGAGAAAGCCUACCAUGAGCAGUUAUCUGUAGCAGAGAUCACAAACACGGCCUUCGAGCCAUCCUCCAUGAUGGCCAAGUGCGACCCACGUCAUGGAAAAUACAUGGCGUGCUGUCUCAUGUACAGGGGCGAUGUCGUCCCCAAAGAUGUGAACGCCGCAGUGGCCACCAUUAAGACCAAACGGACCAUCCAGUUUGUGGACUGGUGCCCCACUGGCUUCAAGUGCGGAAUCAACUAUCAGCCCCCCACAGUUGUUCCAGGAGGGGACCUCGCUAGAGUUCAGAGGGCUGUCUGUAUGAUCUCCAAUUCUACCAGUGUUGCAGAGGUCUUUUCCAGAAUUGAUCACAAGUUCGAUCUCAUGUAUGCUAAGAGAGCUUUUGUGCACUGGUAUGUGGGCGAGGGUAUGGAGGAGGGUGAGUUCUCUGAGGCUCGUGAGGAUCUUGCUGCUCUCGAAAAGGAUUAUGAGGAAGUUGGGGCUGAAUCUGCUGAUGUUGACGAUGAAGAUGAUGCAUGAAGGAAUGAAUGAAUGAGUUUUAAUGACGUUCAUAAGUCUGUGAGACUAUGAUUGUUGUUGAAUGGUCUUUCUUGUCUGUUUCUGGUUUGGUCUAUCAUAACUUCCUGAUCUCUUUAUAUGAGAUUAGCUUAUAUUGGAUAGCAGCAGUAGGGUGAAGGGGGUAUGUGUGUGUUUUUAUUGUUAUAUGUAAUGGUUGGGAGAAAAUAAAAUGAAAAAAAAUAUGGCAAAAUAAAUAAAUGAAUGAUAUAUAAUUUCUAUUUUA
Cryptomeria japonica (Japanese cedar) is the source of this 2014-nucleotide messenger RNA. Its product is annotated as tubulin alpha chain. The transcript has 4 exons. Gene Ontology annotation, biological process: mitotic cell cycle; microtubule cytoskeleton organization. Gene Ontology annotation, cellular component: microtubule; cytoplasm. The record is from RefSeq and is a predicted model, not a curated record. Gene Ontology annotation, molecular function: structural constituent of cytoskeleton; GTP binding. NCBI's taxonomy places the organism in Eukaryota, Viridiplantae, Streptophyta, Pinopsida, Cupressales, Cupressaceae. Bases 406 to 1752 code for a protein of 448 amino acids.